AUGCCUCCGGAUAGAGGCCGCGCCUCGAGGGCCUGUGCUUCCUGUAGGAAACAAAAGACCCGGUGUUACGAAUCAGGCGUCACCGGAGGUCCAUGCCUCAGAUGCGAACGACUUAGACAGCGGUGUUCAUUUACUCAAGAUGCACUCGAGGAUCAUCCGACAUCCGACUCUAGCACUGGCUCACGUUUGGAACGCCUGGAAAAGGUCGUCGCUCGUCUUCUUGAUUGGCUUGGAGAGGACUCCCACAUCUUUGACGAUAAUCCAGACCACAAUGCAAAUAAUCGAGCGACUGCAACAGAGCCAGUCCCCGUGCCAAAGAGCGCCGACUCCUCCGCGGCUCCGGUCAUGGUAAUCCGUGAAUUGGCAGCAGACACCGGCAUUGAGCUGCCAAAUACAUCCCAGCCCAUUGCCCUUGAUGGCCUUGUUCCUCCAGACCUUGCUUUGCACCUCGUCUCCAUAUUCCAGGAGCAUUACGGCCGCUGGGUCUUGUUCGACCCUGACGAAGACCUCCAAGACCUGCUAGGCCAGCUGAGAAAAUCGCCGCUUCUUUUCGGUGCAUGUUGUUUGAUUGCAGUGCGGCAUACGUCUCAAGAACUUGCCGCGACGCUCGCUCCGAAGCUUUACGAAUGUGCCCGUUCACUUGUCCAGAAUGCACUCCUUGUGUCUCCUCAGCCGCUCGAGUUCUUCCAGGCUACCCUGAUACUAUGCAUGUGGUCCACAACGGUCGGGCAAGUGCCCCUCAGCAUAGAUAGCUGGUUACUCAGCGGUUUCGCUCUACAACACUGCCAGUCAAGCUCUUUGUUCUCAGCAGUGAUUGGUGCAACGUCAUCUACGGCAGGGCUUAACCGGGAUAUUCUCAAUCGCUGGUUCCUCUGGAACCACAUCUGCCUCGUCCAUCUCCACUACUCCGUCGGAACCAGCCGGCGGUCAAUGUUGCAAGACUGGCACUUGGCGCGGUGCCGCGCCAUUGUUGGCUCCGAUCGCGCCACCAACUACGAGUUGCGAAUGGUCGCUGAAAUCUACCUCUAUCGAACUGUAUACGAACACCUGGCUGGACCGGUGGAUAUACAGCAAUCGAUGGCUGCGCUUCAGGCUUGGAGCAAGGAAUGGCAGUUCGUUCUCGAACAACCCCGAGCGCAGUUCCUGAUGAUGGGCUUUCAUUUCUCCCACCUCCUGCUUUAUGACAGAUGUUUAAAGUCAAAAUCUGCGCGGGCAAAGGAAUCAGUAGUCUCCGAAAUGCUUUCCCACGCAACGACCAUCAUCCGCCUGGCUAUGGACACCGUUGACGAGCGCACCCGACACUUGAGCGACCACAUUUAUCAUAUGAUCACAUUCGCCGCCAUCUCCAUAUGCCGUCUGCUUGGUAACCCCGAGCAUAAUCUUGGGUCGACUCAUGAUGUGGCCGGGCUGGACCUGUUGAUCAACAAUUUGAUACAAUGGCUGCAAUCCAUCGGACUCCCUUGCCAUGCCGCUCACACGUUUGGACUCAUCAUCACCCAGGUGCAGCGGAAGAUGCGUCCCCAAGUCGAGACCACCGUGUCGAAUCCCCCAACUGAUAUCCUGACGGAAGACUUUACUCGUUUCUACUUUCCGGAAUUUCUGGGAGUCGCCGCAACACCCAACGGUGCUUGGGAUGCAACUCCUGGAUUUGCUUUCUUUCCGCAUGACCUUCCCCCUGAUGGAAUGGAUUGA
Messenger RNA from Aspergillus calidoustus, 1692 nucleotides. The record is from the annotation of a GenBank genome assembly. Lineage: Eukaryota; Fungi; Ascomycota; Eurotiomycetes; Eurotiales; Aspergillaceae.